Messenger RNA from Cuscuta europaea, 4341 nucleotides. Lineage: Eukaryota; Viridiplantae; Streptophyta; Magnoliopsida; Solanales; Convolvulaceae. The record is from the annotation of a GenBank genome assembly.
GGUAAGGCUUUACCCGGCUGUUGUGGUGGUUUUGAAGUACAAAUUCGAACGGUGCAGUAAAAACUCAAAAGGUGGACUGCAGAGAUUCAAGAGAAGAGGCAAAACAAGAUUCAUAGUCGUCUAAAGUCUUUGAAGCAUUCUUCUAGGCUUUCUGGAAAGGUAAAACCGGUCGUUUCAAAUUGAUUCUCCCGAUUGCAAUCCCAUCCAAUCCUUUUUAGAAUCUUUUCCCACGUUUUGCUCUUCUUCUCUUUUCAAAGAAAAAGAGUCCAGUUUGAGUAAAAAUUUGCUUGCUUCAUUCACUUCUUCUGCUGCUGCUGCAUUUAGAUUGUACUAUGAAACUUAGUGAUGAGUUUUUAUCUUCACAGUUCCAAGAAGGCUUCUUUUGUUGAUUCUUGAAGCCUCCCAAGUCCCACCAUAGAUUUAGAUUGCCUUAAACAAAACCAUUGUUUUUGGGAUGGCAAAGAUUCCACCUUUUUCUCUGGAAAUGCUGAAUCUUGGAUGACAUGUUUUCAAGCCCUUACUCAAGCAAGAUAGAUGAUGUUCCGGAAAAGUGUGAAUUUUUUAAAUGUUAUUUUAAUGGCAUUAUUUUUAAUUUUUUUUAAAUGGCUCCGCUCAGUCUUCUUUCAUUUUCUAGAUCUAAUAAGUUGCUUCAUUCAUCUUUCCAUAAAGUUCUGAAUUUUUUAAAAACAUUUCCAUUCAUAUUCGUUCACUCAUUAAUGCUUCUGGGUUUCAAUGGUACUGUGCACCCUUACCAAUAAUGUUUCAAAGGAUUCCUAAUAAAAACAAAAACAUGAAAGGAAGUACUCCACAGUCCACACAGAUCAUCUUCAUCAUCAUUAUCCGUAUAAAUCUUGUACUCACAAGAGUUGCCAACUACUUGUGUAGGAAAGUUCCGAUCGGUCUUCAGGCAUUCCUUCACGAAUAUGAUGGUCGGAGGGCCGAGAAACAGCAUCUGAUAAAACUGCCGUCACGGCCGCCCACUGGGCCUUCCAUAGUUCCAUGACUCCAUCAGAGUCAAGUUUUCUCUGCCUCUGCUAUGUUUCCGCUAUCUCCUAUCCUCUUUCUUCCGCUCCUAUCUAGCGUAGCAGGUCAUUUCCUUCCCCGUGAAGACUACAUUUAAUCUAAUUUUCGUCAAUGAUGGGGAAUAUCUGAGCAAAAAUGGAUCUCUGUGAAGACAGUUCAAGGUUCGGGUCAUUCCCAGCCUUAACUUCGAGAAACCCCUCAUCUUCAUCAUCAGCAUUCUUUUCAGCAAAUCAGUCACCUUUCAUCUCUCCCAGAUCCCCAAAAGGACCUUUACCCCCAGAUAUUAAUCCGGGGAUGAUUUUGGAAAAUGCUCAAUUAUCUGCCGAUUCUUGUCCCACCACCACUACUAGUAAUAAUAAUAACAACAUUCAAAAGACGGAUUUUGGUUUAAUAUCUUCUACGUCCAUCUCCAACAGCCCAGUGUCAACUUACAACGUUGACUAUGAAUACGAAGAACAUAUGAGGAGGAGACAUAGAGGAAAGCAGAAAUAUAUGGAUAAAGCGUAUGAGACUUCAGUCACUCCAACCUCCACAUCUUCUCUCUCGAGUCGAGUGAAGAGUUGCGAUGUGUAUAUAGGCUUCCAUGGCAAGAAAUCUUCAUUGUCAAGAUUUACAAACUGGCUUCGCGCUGAGUUGGAGUUUCAAGGGGUAAGUUGCUUUGUGACAGACAGAGCAAAGUGUAAGAGUACGAGGAAGCAUAGCAUGAUAGACAGAGUGAUGGACACGUCCGCGUUUGGGGUUGUCAUCUUAACCCGGAAGUCAUUUCGGAACCCGUACACCAUCCAAGAGCUCCGUUUUUUCUCCAGCAAGAAGAUUUUGGUUCCGAUCUACUUUGAUUUGGGUCCGGAUGAUUGUCUUGUGAGAGACAUAAUUGAGAGGAGAGGGGAGCUAUGGGAAAAGCACGGCGGGGAGCUUUGGGUCCACUAUGGCGGCCCUGAGAAGGAAUGGAGAGAUUCCUUGAACGCCCUUUCACGCGUAGAUGAGUGGAAACUUGAGGCCCACGAUGGGAAGUGGAGGGAAUGCAUUCUUAGGGCUGUCACGCUUUUGGCCCUAAGGUUAGGGAAGAGAAGCAUUGUCGACAGGCUGACAAAGUGGAGGGAGAAUGCAGAAAAGGAAGAGUUCCCUUUUCCGCGAAAUGAGAAUUUCAUUGGCAGAAAGAAGGAAUUGUCCGAACUUGAGUUCCGUCUUUUUGGGGAUGCAAGUGGGGAUAUAGAGGCACGAUUUUUCGAACUGCCGAGGCGUAAGAAUCUGACAAUCCGUAGUAGGAGUAGGAGUAGCUCAUUCGAAGAAAUUAGGCGGAAGAAGGGGAAGGAGCCUAUGGUUUGGAAAGAAUCUGAGAAAGAGAUUGAAAUGCAUAAUGCUGAUUUUGUUUCUCAAAAAACCGCACAAAAAACAAAGAUUUUCCGGAAACAUGGGCGGCGGAAGAGAUCCAUGAAAGUUGUGUAUGGUAAGGGAAUCGCUUGUGUGUCGGGUGAAUCAGGUAUCGGGAAAACUGAACUGCUUCUCGAGUUUGCUAACCGGUUCCAUCAGCGGUACAAGAUGGUUCUUUGGAUUGGGGGUGAGAGUAGAUUUAUCAGACAGAACUAUUUGAAUCUUUGGCCGUUUCUAGAAGUUGACGUAGGGGUGGAGGGCUCGCCUGAGAAGAGCCGGAUGAAGAGCUUUGAGGAGCAAGAGGAGGGCGCAAUAAGUAGGGUCCGCAAGGAACUCAUGAGAAGCAUCCCUUUUUUGGUCAUAAUUGAUAACUUGGAGAGUGAAAAGGAUUGGUGGGACCGUAAGCUUGUGAUGGAUCUUCUUCCCCGUUUCGGCGGAGAGACACAUGUCAUUAUCUCAACACGUCUCCCACAUGUGAUGAACCUUGACCCUAUCAAACUAGGCUACCUGUCUGAAAUAGAGGCAAUGUCUUUAAUGCAGGGUGGCACUAUCAAGGAUUACCCAAUCACUGAAAUCGACGCUCUCCGGAGCAUUGAGGAAAAACUGAAAAGGUCAACCUUGGGUCUUGCUAUUAUCGGGUCGAUCCUCUCUGAACUUCCCAUAACCCCGACCCGACUGUUGGACACCAUAAAUCGCAUGCCCUCAGUGGAUGUGAUUUCCAGUGACAGAAGAGAGACCAUAAACCAUCCGUUAAGGCAAAAUGUCUUCCUUUUAAAGCUCUUAGAGGUUUGUUUCUCUAUAUUCGAUCAUGCCGACAGGCCGAGAAGUUUGGCGACCAGAAUGCUUUUGGCAAGUGGUUGGUUUGCACCAUCACCGGUCCCGGUCCCACUUCUAGCUGCAGCUGCUCAUAGAAUACCAGAGAAACACCCGAGCCAAAAGAAGUGGAGGAAAGUCAUAGGCGCCUUAUCAUGUGGUCUCACCCCAACACACCCUAAGAAAUCCGGAGUGGAUGCAUCGUCAUCUAUGCUGCUUAGGUUUAACAUAGCGAGGCGUUGUACGAAGGAAGGGUACAUUCAAUUCCAUGAGCUGGUCCGACAUUAUGUCCGGAAGAGAGGAAUUGAUGCGCAGGUCGCGCAAGCCACUGUUCAGGCGAUCAUUACCCGCGGUUCGAUAUACGACCACUCUGAACACAUAUGGGCUGCGUGUUUUCUACUUUUCGGGUUCGGGAGCGACCCCAUGGUCGACGAGCUCAAAGUGACAGAACUUUUGCUUCUUGUCAAACAAGUCGUUAUGCCGCUUGCUGUUCGAACAUUUAUCACGUUCUCACGCUGCGGUGCGGCUCUUGAGCUGCUCCGGCGGUGCACGGAUGCAUUGGAAGCAGCGGAUCAGGCGUUCGUUACGCCUGUUGAGAAGUGGUUGGAUAAGUCGCUUUGUUGGAGACCGAUCCAAACCAAUGCCCAGCUGAACCCUUGUCUUUGGCAGGAGCUUGCUUUGGCGAGGGCGGCUGUUCUUGAAAUCCGGGCCAAACUGAUGAUGAAAGGCGGUCAGUUUGACAUUGGUGAUGAUUUGAUCCGGAAGGCGAUAUUCAUUAGAACCUCUAUCUACGGUGAGGAUCAUCCUGAUACAGUUUCUGCUCGCGAAACGCUUGCUAAAGUCACAAGACUGCUUGCUAAUCUUCAACACCAUACUUCUUCUCUAUAGCAUUUUAAAUUUUUUGGUAGCUAUGCUUAGAUUAUUUUACAUGUAGCAAAAUUUUCAGAAUAACAACUUCAUAUACUUCCUAAACUUACAGAAAUUCAUUUUUGUAGUGAAUCACCUUUCUCAUUACAUAUUACUCCGUAUGUUUUUCCCCUAGCUGCUGGUGAUUUUUUGUUUUUGUUUUCACUGUCUUGGCUUGUUGACCUAUUGGCUUGUCACAUGAUUAUUGAAAAGAAGUCAGAAUCUGAG